Molecule: messenger RNA, 1918 nt
Organism: Coffea arabica (coffee)
Lineage: Eukaryota; Viridiplantae; Streptophyta; Magnoliopsida; Gentianales; Rubiaceae
Product: GDSL esterase/lipase At4g10955
Biological process (GO): lipid metabolic process
Source: RefSeq, a predicted model, not a curated record
GAGUUCCGUUUUCUUCUCAGGCGUUGUUUUGACCUUUUUUUUCCCCAUAUAUCUCUCUCAUAAUUAAUCAUCACUCCUCAACGCCAUUACUACACUAACCUGCAUCUUAAAUCCUCAUUAAUUCCUUAGAAUCCAAUUCCCCGUUGUCAAAAAAGCUAACUUUCCUAUCAUCCCGUCACUUCUGCCCACUCUUUUCUCACUUUUUAUUUUUCUGGGUUUUUUCUGAGGUCACUGAAAAAAUAGAUAGAAAUCCUUAGGUGGGGUGAUAAAGAAAGAAAAACUCAGAGAAAAGUUAAAGCAAGAAGAAUAAGAAUAAAAGCAGAAAAUAGUGGGUUCUGCUUGUGGGAAUUGUUCUUUUCUGUGGGGUUUUUGUGGAGUGAAUAUAUAAAGAUUUGAACUUUGGUGAUGGCACAGUUGGGGGAAGACGAGAUUUUGAAGAGUACAGGUGGUGGUGGUAGUGAGGGAGGAGAGAAAGUAGUUUUGAUGGAGAAUAAAGAAGAGGGUCAUCAUCCUUAUGCUUUUCAUGUCUCUGGACCUAGAAAUGUUUCUUCACCAAACUGGAGGGACCUCAUCAGUUCCAGUUGGAAAGAUGGUAAUUACAAGAGAACAGUCAUUGCCUGCUUUAUACAAGCUGUGUACUUGCUUGAACUUGAUAGACAGGAAAAGAGGACCCCAGAAAAUGCUCUUGCUCCAAAAUGGUGGAUACCCUUUAAGUACAAGCUGGUCCAGACCUUAGUAGAUGAAAGAGAUGGAUCCAUAUAUGGUGGAAUACUUGAAUGGGAUCGAUCUGCUGCUUUGGCUGAUUUUGUACUCAUGAGACCUAGUGGUGCUCCAAGAGCUGUUCUAGCACUGAGAGGAACACUUCUGAAAAGUCCAACAAUUAGACGGGAUAUUGAGGACGAUCUCCGUUUCCUAGCUUGGGAAAGUUUAAAAGGAUCUGUUAGAUUCCAUGGAGCUAUGAAGGCAUUAAAAUCUGUUGCUGAGAAAUAUGGAAGUAGCAGCAUAUGUAUUGCAGGUCAUUCCUUAGGUGCUGGUUUUGCACUUCAAGUGGGAAAAGCAUUAGCUAAAGAAGGAAUAUACGUGGAAGCUCAUCUGUUUAAUCCACCAUCAGUUUCAUUAGCUAUGAGCUUUAGAAACAUUGGGGAAAAAGCUGGAUUUGUUUGGAAGAGGGUAAAGUCGAUGCUUCCUUUAAACAGUGAAAAUCAAGGCAGCACUGAUCCAGCUGCAACCUCGAUAAUCGCAGGAAUGAAGCAAUGGGUGCCACAUUUGUAUGUCAAUAACAGUGACUACAUUUGUUGCUAUUAUACUGACCCAGAUGGAGCAGAAAACAGCCAGACUGAAAAGGAAAACACCAGGCCUUGCAGUGGAAAUUUUGCUGCCAAACUUUUUGUGAUGUCAAAGGGCAACCAAAAGUUUCUUGAGGCACAUGGAUUGGAGCAGUGGUGGUCUGAUGACUUGGAAAUGCAAAUGGCUGUCCAGCAUAGCAAGCUGAUAAGUAGACAGCUGAAAUCGUUAUACAGCGGCCCUCCUCAACAAACACAAGGCAAGCUUCAGUAAUGGCAGAGCAGCUGGCUGCUAUAGAUGUGUUGCUUAAUAACUCAUUUUCAAACCAUUAUUCCUUUCCUCCAUAUACAUUUGAUUGGGUGUUGGUAGGAAAGAUCUACCAAAUUCGCUUUCAUCCUGAGAUUGCUUCAAUCUUUUUCUGUCAUUUAAUACAUGCUCCAUAGAGAAACAACCACAGAUCAUUGAUUGCCACCUUUAGUUUUCAUGUUUCAAUUACAUUGUUAUAUUGCAAGUGUAAAAGAAGAGUUCAAGCUUUUAUUUUCAGCUAAUGACGCCAAUGACAGAUCAAGCUUUCCUUCAAUAAGCUUUCAGUCAUUAUAAUGGAGUAUUAUUAGAGGAAAAUGUGCUUGUUAUA